Molecule: messenger RNA, 5796 nt
Organism: Macrobrachium nipponense
Lineage: Eukaryota; Metazoa; Arthropoda; Malacostraca; Decapoda; Palaemonidae
Exons: 10
Coding region: 575-1576 (333 amino acids)
Source: RefSeq, a predicted model, not a curated record
CCGCGUCGCUCAGUCAAGCAGAAGAAGUGGACGAGUGAGGUUGUAUCGCGAUUGGUGGUUUGCUGCUGCUCCACACGGGGGAGCCGCCGUCGUAUUCCCAAAGGACAUCGUCCUGCUAAUAGUCGUCGUGUGAAUUUUGAAUUGAUUUUGACGUUGUUUCGAGCUGGUUGAUGAAUCACUUGUUAGUGCAAGAAUUCGGAAUCGUCAUUGCAUGAAAGGUUGGAAAGUUGUUCCUGUGGAACGAAUUCAUGGAUUCUUGAGUGGAAUGAUUUUGAAUAUCCGUCCAGUUGUUUGACGGUUAUCGGGAAUCACCUCUUUGCGCCUUGACUGAUUUUGAAGGGGGUCCUGUCGCUACGAUUUCCUGUCGUAAUCACAGAAGAACGCCAGCCUAGAAGAACGUCUUGACGGACGUUGGUGAGAAGGGACGCCAUGAUUCUUUGGGGCUUGGUCCCCAAGCACUGCUGCUGAAAAUCUUGAGACGAGUAAAGACUGUACAGCCCAAAUAGGACUUCAAAGGACCUCAGUGGCGUGAUUGAUUCCUGGAAACGCCCAUUAGAUCCCAAGUCCAACGACGAUGUCUCCAAAAGCGAUGUUCGCAGCAGCCUUCUUGAUAUUAUCUCUGUCAGCGGUGUCUGGGCGCAAACAUUCUUCACACUCAGAGAACCGACGCCCUCCAACGUACGGUGACCUCGGGGCAGCGGUGGCCGGGGGUCUGGUCUCUUUGGCACGAACUGCCCAUCGCCCGCCCACGAAGCUUGGAAUCGACAUACCCUUGGAUCCCCUGCGAUCGUCCUCGGAACUCAAGUACGUCCACGAGGGGGAUUUACUCCAUCUCAAGCUCGUCCUUGACAACGUCACCCUCAUCGGGUUCAAAUCGCUGACAGUCCAGGAGGUCACCUUCAAGAGGCCCGAUGACGGCUUCUCGAGAGAUCCCUGGGCAUCCGACACGGGGGGCGGCCACCAUUACAGAGGAGAAGAAGAGGAGCAGGACUACGACUACCCGGAGGGCGACCUCUACCCAUACGACGACUGGUCAAAAAUGACAAUGCAGGACUCCCCAACGGCAGGAGCCACCAGGUACCAAAGCGGAGCGGUCAGCAGAGGUAGGAACCCUCGUGGUUCCGAUACCCCGACUUCUUCGGAGGGCAUCAUUCGCGUGGCAUUCAAGCAGAUGGCAGUCAAAGCCAAGUACCAAGUCAGGGGCAACGCCGAAGGGUAUUUCACCUUCAGGGAGUCUGGCGAUCUCACCCUCACUUCCCCGACAGUAUUCCUGACGACGAGGCUGAACGUGACUCUUCCCGGCUUUGGAUACCAUCCACAUCAGACGGCCAUCCCAAGACAUGGCCGAGUGAAGGUACUUUGGGCCCGCAGCAAUGUCAGCAUAGGCAGCACGUCAUUACUCUUGCAGCCAGGAGCCUAUCCUCCAGAGUUUGUGAGACAACAAGUACAGUCUAAGCUGGAAGAACUGACAAGUGACUUGAGCCACGGCCACGGGGCAGUCCGCCUUCUUUUGAGACGCUGGGGAAGGCUGGUCAAAAGGCUCAUCCACCGAACAGCACAAAGCCUCACAAAGUGAAAAAUCUCUCUCUCCAACUUUUCAACUUUAGCCUUAAGUCACCCUGCAACUUCAGUGUUUUCGUAACAGAGGGAUACAUGUACUGUUUAUCAUUUGACAUUGGAGCAAGAAAAUCAAAAGAUAUGAUUUGAAGUAAGUUUAGAGUUUUUCAUGUAGAGUAGGUUUUGUUAGAAAAUGCAAUUGGGAAUUGACGAGGAAAUCAUAAUAUGAAACGAGAAUGAUUUUUUAAAACUUUUGCCAAGAAAAUCAAAAGAUGUCUGAAUUGGAACUACAGGUGCCAUAGAAAGGUUGCUGCAAGAGACUCUUUAAACUGCACAUAUCACUGUAUAUACUUCCUUGCAUGGAUCUAUGUGAUAAACAAAUCUUAUUGAAAAUGUGGAUAAUGUAAUGUCACACUCAUACGAACUUAGCUGUUUAUAAAUGAUAGCCAGAAAUCUAGUUAGUAAUCAUACCUGUUAACAAAGUAAAAGUUUAGAAUUUUUACAUGGUAAAAAUUUUGUAGGUGACCUUGUCUUGCUUUAUAAAGUAUCUGAAUGUAGCUGAUAGAUACAAAAGUAUAAAUUAUUUUUUUUCUCUUGGCUUUCUGUGUUUGGAAGGUAAUAAAUAAAAUAAUUUUUUCAAAGUGCUGAAAAUUGAGGCAAUGCAAAAAUGGACAGCUGCAAGUUAUGACUGGUUUUGCAGGAAUGACUCAAGAAUAACUGAAACAUCAGGGAAGAUUAGAUGUUUGUCUUUUUAAGCUUUUACUAAACUGAGCACAUUAUGUUCAUUGUGGUGAAACCAAGAUAUAUAUUAUUAUUUUUAGGGUUCAUAAGCCAGAUUUACUAUAUACUUAAAAGUUACCAAGUAAUUUAUGUAAAACUAUGUAUAACGGUAACUCUGUAAAAGAACAUUUAAAACUGCAGUAUAAGACAUAAAUGUCCAUAACAAAUUAUUUUCCAUGUAGUGAGAGAUAACCCUUAAUUAUUAUAAUCUUGGCGGAUAUCAAAAUUUGAUAUAGAAAUUUUAUUUUUGUAUAAAAAAUGUGCCCAUUUCACAUUUCCACUUGAACCAAGGCCAAGGAUAACAGCAGAAUUCAGUUGCUUCAACAACCUCAGCCUCUGCUGAUUAAUUACAGUUGUAUUUGAUUUAUAUCAUCAUAUUGAGUGUUACACUUGCUGAAAGAAAGUACAAAAUCUUCUGACAGUUACAAAGGUAAGAUCAUGUUGGUAUAGAGACUACGGUACAUACAGUAUAUUUAGUUCGUAACUUGUAUAAUAUUCUACAGUAUAUUCUAGCUGUCAUAUCAGAUGUGGAAAUGAGGUCUCAGUAUUGAAAUGAAUUCUUCAAUAAGCAACUCUGUUUUGUUGCAUAUUAUUCUCUUUGCAUGUGUACAGUACAGAUGGUAAACUACCUACCAUCCGUAUUUCUGACAUUUUAGGGUACCAGCAUAUCCUUCGUCUGGCAGAUUAUACAAAUCUUGAUCAAAUUGUGAAAAUUUAUUUCAUUGCUGAAAAGCAAUGUUAACUGUAACUGGCAUAUUUAGGAAUGAAAUUGAAUUUGUCAUUUAACUGAGUUUGAAAUUAAGCACAGUGGCAACUUACUAGAACAUAAAUUAUUCCUACGGCAACUUACUAGAACAUAAAUUAUUCCUUCAGUUUUAGCAUAAUAUCUAAUUGUUAAUUUUAAGCCCUCGCUGCUGUUCUUUUGAAAGGGAAAUUAUCUAGUUUUUCCAUUUACAGAAGUUCAAUUAUUUUUCUACUUUUUAGAUGCAAGUCUACUAACGUGGAUAGAUGGAUGAUGGGGUUAUUAAUACAGUAAUCAAAUACUGUAAUACCAAAUGAUUCAGAUGACCAAAUUCUGAGUUUUUUUUUUAUUUUGGCUUCCCCUUUCAUUUUUAUUAAUGUAAGACAUUUAAGACAAGAUAUUUUGAGUUCUCACAUGUUUUGCAGGUAUCCAAAUGUUUCUUAUAAAAUGCAUACGAUUUUGUAAUCUGUUCUUUUGUUGCUCAAGGAAAAACUGGACUAGUACAUAAUCAACUGUCAAAAUUUAAGUUACCAGUGACAGUUAGCGACAGACUCUUGCAGAUGGAAGUUGACCUCAUAUUUGGUUCCGCAUCUGCAAUGAGAUGCUAUAGGGUUUAUCCUUUACCUUAAAGAGGAGAAACUGUAUGGCAUAGCAUUGAGUUGUACUGUAAUUAAAUGCAGAGUAUAGGCUUUAUGGUAUAAUCUUUAUGGUGUACUGAGUACUGUCAUAAACAACUGUUCCCCUUCACAGUUAAAUAAUAAUGUUCCAUUAUUAUAUAGUUGUGAUGCAUCAUAUAUGUAGUCAUAUAAUUAUUAAUACUGUUCAACAAAGUAUUCAAGAAUUCUAUAAUUGUACAUGAAUUUAAAAAACGUUCAAUAUAGUCUUAUUCAACAAAUAAUCUGUCCAGAUAGAGUGAAUAUUUUAUUCAUCAAGUACUUUUUACUUCGUUUCCAUAAUGGUUGUUCUAAGUAAGGCUACAUGUUUUUAUUAUGUCUAUACUACAUACGUACUAUGAGUUUUUUUGUGAAGGUGAAAUGUAUGUUUAAGUUUUGGAUAUCAUGAAGGCUUACAGUAAGUACUGAGUGGGUCAGAACAGCCUUCGACCAGGUAUGCAGGAUGUUGGGUUCAUUCCUAAAAAAGAGAAAGGUGAACCAGAGAAAAGGGAACAAGACAUAGGCAGCUUUCAAGUUCAUGUUUGGCAGAGUCCAAAGGUUCAUAGGUCACCUCACCAAGACUGUCUAAAGAGGUUUGAUUGAUUAAUGAUUGUUUGGUCUAACAAACUGGAACUAGAACCAUUAGGGUAUUCAGUACCAAAUUUUUAAAGAGGUGAAACAUUUCAGCCCAAAGCUCUCAUGAGAAAUUUUAACCUUUGAACCUUUGAGAAUGAUGAGGUUCAAUAUUCAAGGAAUGACUGUGCUUUUGAAUUCAGUCAUGAAUAUCUUGGAAGAACUGCUGUUAGGAUCUCUUAAAACUUUCUUCCAUCAAAAUAAAGGUAAUAGGCAUUUUAUAGAACACAGCAGUCCUACAUAGUUACCACUGUGGUCCAACAAUUAUGACACCUCCUCCAGAGAUUCCAACUCCAAACUCAUACAUGGAUACAUAAGAGCAGCCACUGUGUUGACUACAACUUCUCCAGGCACAGAAUAUUAAAUCAUGAGAUAGUAUAACCAGACCACUGUAAUAACAUUUUCAGCUCUCACCAAUUAUGGAUUCUUUAAAAUUUAUUUCCCAAGACUGAUUUCAACAAGGUUUCUCCAACAGAUUUCCAUUCCAUACCUGCCAGCCAUUGUUGAUUGAAACCAGGGCAGUCAUGCAAAACAUUUUACAGUUAAUGCCGCACUGGAUCAUGAGUUGUGCUCAUUAACUUAAGUGUUAAAUAGGUGUAACUCAGUUUGUACUGAUCAUUGUUGCAACCCCAUAUUGGGUUAAUCUGUUUGUACAUAAUCCUUAGAUGAUUGGACUUGAACCAACCAGUCAUGAGUUUUAUGUUCUCACCUAGCUGUCAGCUCCUUCAGCUCUAUCUUGCUUCAAUGUUCACCUUUAAGGAACUGAUCAUUUGAGUAAGCUCUGAUUCUUAAAAUGUGACUUGGGUGUAUUGUUAAAUUACUGAUAAUAAUAAUAAUAAUCGACCUACAUACAUGAGUAGCUUGUAUUCUCACAUGAACAUAUCAGAAUUUGUAUGAACAGUUCUUAUGUUUCAAAGAUGCAUAUAUUACUUUCAAAGAGUUCCUUUUUUGUGCCCCAUAAAGUAGCUGCAAAGGUUUACUUUACAUGUCUUGUAGAGGCAAGAUAAGUGAAGCAUAGGGUACAUGCAGGAGGAGGUAUCUUCUAUAACAAAAGCCAGCCUCAACAGUUUGCUUGCUGGCAGCCGUUACCAAGACAGUUAUAAAUCAUAAAUCACAACCUCGAGAAAGCAGUACAUCAAAUAGUUUGUAUCUGUGAAAAAAGCUUUAUGUCUUUGUAGUUCAAAAUCCCUAUAAAUUAUUAUUUUUUUUUUUGCAUAUUAAAACAGCACUAAGUUUUGUAUAUGUAAUAAUUGUGUAGUUUCUCCUUUUUCAUAUUUUCAUGUUGUAUAUUAUCAGUGUGAUGUUCUAAACAUCUAAAAUGACUGUCUGUAUCCCUCAAUGUAAAUAAUGCAUAUCAGUAGGAUACAGGAGUGAUAGUUUUAGAAUAGUGCAGUGUGUAAACCAGCUCAAGAAAUAAAAUAUUACUGUUGU